AUGGUGUUAAGAAUGCCCUUCACCAGAACGAAUUCUCCAACCAUUGCUAACAGGUUUAGCAAACGAGAUACAAAAAAAGCAUCUUUAAUCAAUGCCAACGGUAAAGAAUAUCUGGUUGAAGUGGGUGUGGGAACUCCACCCCAAUAUUUCAAUUUGACAUUGGACACUGGAAGUUCUGAUUUUUGGGUCCCGUCCACAGCUUGUCCAGUUACCAUGUGUCCCCAUACCCGUUUUGAGAACCACACAUCCUCCACAUUUAAACAAUUACCUGAACCAUUGAUCGUCGACUACGGCAUGGGAUCAGCCAGAGGUGUUUAUGCCACUGAUGCUGUCACUAUUGGGCCCGCCACAAUGAACGACCAAACUAUCGGUUUAGUUUCAACUACUGUCAACAUUUUAAGCGAAACUGAUGAGCACAGCAGCAAUGGAAUUAUCGGCCUUGGUUUCCCCGACCUCAGUACGAAACAAGGAACAAAACCUGGUCAUUUUGUUACCGGCCUUUAUCAAUCCAACAUUAUCCCUGAACCGGUCUUUUCUGUAUUUUUAAAUUCCCAAUUCGCAUACGGAAAAAGCGGUGAGGUUAUUUUGGGUGGUACUGAUACAACCAAAUAUAAUGAAAAAGAGAUGCAAUACCUUCCCGUUAUUACAUAUGAUAUAUCAGCUUACGAUAUUACGCCUAAUCUUGGAGCCAACUCUACCAAAAACGGUUCAUAUUAUUAUUGGUCUGUACCAGGUCAAGGCGUUUCUACAUCUACUGGUUACAAAUCACCAAGUAAUGUUUUGCUCGAUUUUAUUUUAGACACAGGCACUACUUUGACAUAUGUUCCUACAGCUAUUGCCAAAAGCAUCGUUAUGUCUGUCACCUCUACUACAAGAGCGCCAGUUUUAGACACAAUCAAUGGCGCAUAUCGUGUUAACUGUGAGCUAGCCAAAAAGUCUAAAGCCACCGUACAAUUUAUGAUGUCAUCUUCUGCUUCCACAGUCUCUACCACUCCCAUCACAAUUACCGUUCCCUUAUCCGAAUUAAUCAUUCCAGCCGACGAUGCUUUGACACCAGAAGCUUCGCUAUCUUGUAUAUUUGGUAUUGCUCCUCUUCCUGAAAGCUAUCAAUUAACAACCGGGGAAACCUGGAUUCUUGGUGAAGCUACUUUGAGAUCCAUUUAUUCUGUCUACGAUCUUAAAGAAAAUAGAAUCGGUUUGGCUAAGCUAUCCGCCACUUCCGGUGUAACAAACGCUAAUACUACAGAGACAACAAAAGGCACUUCAUCUAAUCCUGGUGCCGAACAAGACAAUAAUACUGUUACAUCACCCGAUGAAAAUAAUACAUCUUCUUCAUAUUGCAUUUCCCCAUCUAAUUGGGCAAUAGUUAUGUUAUAUAUUGUUACCUUAUAUUCCUUCUAA
Molecule: messenger RNA, 1401 nt
Organism: Mucor mucedo
Lineage: Eukaryota; Fungi; Mucoromycota; Mucoromycetes; Mucorales; Mucoraceae
Product: aspartic peptidase domain-containing protein
Exons: 2
Coding region: 1-1401 (466 amino acids)
Biological process (GO): proteolysis
Molecular function (GO): aspartic-type endopeptidase activity
Source: RefSeq, a predicted model, not a curated record